Messenger RNA from Anopheles coluzzii, 2263 nucleotides. RefSeq names its product probable actin-related protein 2/3 complex subunit 2 (gene Arpc2). Bases 1040 to 1954 code for a protein of 304 amino acids. NCBI's taxonomy places the organism in Eukaryota, Metazoa, Arthropoda, Insecta, Diptera, Culicidae. Gene Ontology annotation, molecular function: actin filament binding; structural constituent of cytoskeleton. Gene Ontology annotation, cellular component: actin cytoskeleton; Arp2/3 protein complex. Gene Ontology annotation, biological process: actin filament polymerization; Arp2/3 complex-mediated actin nucleation. The transcript is spliced from 7 exons. The record is from RefSeq and is a predicted model, not a curated record.
GGUACCGUAAACCAAGCGACCCGGGGCGGCGAUGUCAACUGUCAAACAGAUGACACGACAGUGUGGGAGCGAGCAGGCAACAGCACAUAAAAAAAGAGGAGUCAACUUUUCUGGGACCGAAAGAAGCGAAAAUUCCGUGCCGAUCGUGUUUGCGCUUUCCUGGAUUUUUCACGCCAGGUGCAAAGAAAAGUCGGAAAAUUGGGUGCACCGUGCAGCUACACCGUUCGCUACACAAGCGCACACACACGGCCGCCUACGCAAACCGAUAGAUCCGGUGCAGCGAGCGUGAUUAGCUUUCAUUUCCCCCUCCCGACACUCUCUGCACGGACCUGGAACUGCAACGCGUUCCAACCCGGGGGUAGUAGUAGUGGUUGGUUGUCCCUUGGCCUGAUAAUUGGAGCGGUGCCGCCGACCGUCGAACGUCCUCACGGUAUUGACCGACCGCGAAGACCGCAUUGAAGACGUCCUGGUGUUUGUGAGUGUGCUGCUGUAUUGCUGGAGCACGCCAAGGAGACGGUUUUUAUCGUAUCUUUGAAGCGAGCGUGUGUGUGUGUAUGUGUCAGUGCAGUGUGUAUGUGUGUGUUGAUGUUGCGGUGCGUGUGGUUGUGCGUUAGUAAAAAAAGUGAAUCCAAGUAGGCAGGGCCCACACCAAAAGCGGGGGUCGUGCAAAGUCGUUGUCCACAAGGCCCCGUUGUUCGUACCAUCUCCCCACGGGAGCUGGCAGAAGUUGUGUGCGUGGAAAAGUGUUUUUAUAAUUAAUUUGUUGGUGCAUUGAAGUAAGACGGGCGGCAACGUCCUCGAGACCCCACCCCCUACCAGCGACACACAAGGGCUCUCGCGAAACGCCGCUGACGAUCGUGAGAUCACGCGAAAGGAGUGGCAGCACAAAAAAAAGAAGCGCCGAAAUUGGGAAGUGAAGCGAAGGAAAGUCCCAUCCCUUCCCGGGGUUUAGCGAAACCAGCAAACAAGGCAAAUUUGACGUAACUUACCACCACCAUCGCAGGGGCAAAGGCAGUUUGCCUGUUUUGGAUGAGCAAAAAUGAUUCUGCUAGAGAUCAACAACAGAAUUGUGGAGGAAACGCUUACAGUGAAAUUCAAGAAUGCAAUCGCAGGGAACAAGGCGGAAUCCAUCGAUGUGACGGUAGCAGACUUCGAUGGAGUUUUAUUUCACAUCUCGAACAUAAACGGCGAUAAAACGAAAGUGCGAACGAGCAUAUCGCUGAAAUUCUACAAGCAGCUACAGGAGCACGGUGCCGAUGAGCUGCUAAAGCGCGAGUAUGGCGACCUGCUGGUAGCCCCCGAAGACGGGUACAACGUGUCGGUGCUGGUCGAUCUGGAAAACAUACCGGAAAACUGGGAGGAAACGGUGCGAAAGAUCGGCCUGCUCAAGCGAAACUGCUUUGCGUCGGUGUUCGAGAAGUACUUCGACUUCCAGUCGCAGGGCGAGGGCGAAGGCGAGGGCCAGAAGCGGGCUGUAAUUAACUAUCGUAACGAUGAAACGAUGUACGUUGAAGCAAAGCCGGACCGUGUGACCGUCGUGUUUAGUACGAUAUUCCGCGACGAGGACGACGUAGUGUUAGGGAAAGUGUUUAUGCAGGAGCUGCGCGAGGGCCGAAGAGCUUCCCACACGGCGCCGCAAGUAUUAUUCUCCCACCGGGAGCCACCGCUCGAGCUGGCCAAUACCGGGGCACGGGUCGGCGAGAACAUAGGCUACGUAACGUUCGUACUAUUCCCACGGCAUACUGCGAAGGAAACGCGCGAUAACACGAUCAAUUUAAUUCACAUGUUCCGUGAUUAUUUGCAUUAUCAUAUUAAGUGUUCGAAGGCAUACAUCCACUCCCGAAUGCGGGCAAAGACGACGGAGUUUUUAAAGGUGCUCAACCGUGCUCGACCGGAGCCCAAAAUUACGGAAAAGAAAACAAUAACCGGCCGAACAUUCAUCAGAAAAGAAUGAUUCUAGAAGUUGUCGGACGCGUCUAGUUGUUAAAUGUGUAAGUAUUCAAAACGAACCUAAUAAAAGGAGGAAAAGAGACGGCACGAGAAAAGCGCAAACGGAGGGAAAACCGAUGGCAGGAAUCCCAACUGGUCUCUCUUUUUUCUGAAGGAAGUGUAAGUGUAAAGGAAGUGGGUUUUGGGCAAAUUCUGCUAUCGCGAGGACAAAACAGUGCAGUGUCCGUGAUUUGGUAGGAAUAAAACCAAACCACCAUCCCCACUCUUCUUCGCCGAAGCAUCGUAAGCAAAUAAACCAUUUUCAAGCUGGUAA